AUGGCGUCACAUUCCCAGGGCAUAGUCAGCGAUAAGAAUAGCCGAACCCAGGCGUAUGCGAAUCGAAUGAAGAGAGGCAAGAUUGUCAGGCCGCGCGGAGAGUUUAUCACGAGCUCCAGCAUGGCCGACAUCACCCGGGAGUAUGAGGAGCUCCAGGCAAAGCAAACCCGGCUUCAAACGCGCCAGGAGAUAAGGAUGCAUCUUAAACGAGUUCGUGGAGAGAUGCAGAAGAUCCGAGAAGACUAUAAAGUCGGGAAGAAGCAGUUAGUCAAUGGCAGAGUCAAGACAUUGAACUUUAAGCCCUGGCUAGAGUUUACGGGACGAGACGUUGAGUUCUACACUCUGGAGCAAAGUUGCGAUACCCUCAUGCGGGAGCUCAAAGAGCCAUCCAAGGAAUCCUUUUCUAUGAUACCACGAAGAGAAAUAACUCCGCCAGAGAUGUCAGGGCGCGCAGCGACCCGACCUCGCCCACUUACAGAUAUGUCGUCGUUGCCCGGCAGUGACGAUACCGUCUAUUUCACAGGCCUCGAUCUUGACAAACAUAGUGAGGAUGGCGCCGACGAUGAAGACGAGGACAAUUUACUCGACACGCAAGAGAAUAUACCUCAUCGCCGCCGUUAG
This is a messenger RNA of Hirsutella rhossiliensis, 621 nucleotides long. RefSeq lists its product as uncharacterized. The coding region runs from base 1 to 621 and encodes 206 amino acids. Lineage: Eukaryota; Fungi; Ascomycota; Sordariomycetes; Hypocreales; Ophiocordycipitaceae. The record is from RefSeq and is a predicted model, not a curated record. The transcript has a single exon.